CCCACUCCACUCCCUCUGCAGCAGCUCGUACGCUCUCCAGUAAACACAAGGCGACGGUUGCUCCCUGUCACCGUUAAAUAUAUACGUUAUUCGCCUCAUCUAUGGAUAACGCCGAAGAAAAGGUAGCCAUGAGAGAUUCAAAAAGACGAGAGCGUCAAUCAGGUUCAAGCAGGUAUGAUUUACGUGAUGUUGAAGCCUUGGAGGAUUCGGACAAUGACAUCGGCUUGUGUGGCUGGCUGUUGGUGGCCCUCUCCAUCCUUCUCAUGCUGCUCACUCUGCCCAUCUCUGUAUGGAUGUGCAUUAAGAUUGUGAAGGAGUACGAGCGAGCCAUUAUCUUUCGCCUGGGGCGGAUUUUGCGAGGAGGAGCCAAAGGCCCAGGGCUGUUCUUCAUCUUGCCGUGCACUGACAGCUUCAUUAAUGUGGACAUGCGCACCAUCACCUUCGACAUCCCACCACAAGAGGUUCUGACCAAAGACUCUGUGACAGUGAGUGUGGACGGUGUGGUGUACUACCGGGUGCAGAAUGCUACCCUGGCGGUGGCUAACAUCACUAAUGCGGAUGCUGCCACCCGGCUGUUGGCCCAGACCACCCUGAGGAACGUCCUGGGCACCAAGAGUCUGGCUCAGAUCCUGUCAGACCGGGAAGAAAUCGCUCACAGCAUGCAGUCCACUCUGGAUGAUGCUACAGACGACUGGGGGAUCAAGGUGGAGCGGGUGGAGAUCAAAGACGUUAAGCUGCCCGUCCAGCUGCAGAGAGCGAUGGCUGCUGAAGCCGAGGCCACCCGGGAGGCCAGAGCCAAGGUGAUCGCGGCGGAGGGAGAGAUGAACGCGUCGCGGGCCCUGAAGGAGGCCUCCCUGGUGAUCGCAGAGUCUCCGUCAGGCCUGCAGCUGCGCUACCUUCAGACCCUCAGCACCAUCGCCGCCGAGAAGAACUCCACCAUCAUCUUCCCGCUGCCUAUGGAGAUGAUGCAGGCCUUCAUGAAACGUUGAGGCAGAGUCGUGAAACACACACACACACACACACACACACACACACACACACACACACACACACACACACACACACACACACUUACUUACAAUAACACACCUUUAGGACCUGUGUCUAUUAAGUGCUCUGAUGACGCGUUUGCAUUUUAACACCUCUAGAACAAAACUGACCACAUGUAUGAUCUAUGCCUGUGAGAGGCAAACUUUAUUAAAAGAAAGAUAUGUGGCCUUACAAACACACACGAUGGAUCCAUGGUGCAAUGACGUCAUCUAAAUGGAUUCAGAAAAUAGAAAUCGGCCAGAGUAGCAUUCAAAAAUUCACACAGAAAUUCACAUACUGUACCAUUUCAUCUCUGUGACAGCAGGCCAGCACCAAUACCUUUUUUUAAUUCCAACAGAUAUUAAAAACUCUCACAAAUCGCACCCUGUAAUAACAUUUAACGGCUGUCCCCACCAUGCAGCAGGGUGUCAGAGCGUAAACCCUGAAACAAGCUUUAUUUAUAUUUAAGAUUGGUGCGACCUCCUAGCAGAUUGGGAGAUGUAAAAAAACACUUUUACCCUCAUUAUAAGGGACAUUAUAAUCCUUAAAAACCUUCUAAAAAAGCUCUUGCUGAAAAUGUGCUUAAUUCUUCUGUAGUGUGGACUGUGCGUUAAACAUAAAAACACCUUUUCUCCAUGAGCCAGUACUUAAGUAUUGUAUUGGUUGAGAGACUUACAGUCAGGCAGGAUGUUACCAAUGUUUACAGUAUUUGUACUAUUCAUACCAAGUAUAUGUUAUGUUUAGAUGGGUGGGCAAAACAUUUGAAACAUCAUACUUUAGCAUACAACCUCAUUAGCUACACCUAAGCGCUACCGUUCAAUAACACUUUUUCUCUGCAAAUUAUUCAGCCAAAAGCCUUAAAUCACUGCCAUGGAUCAUUUUACAGCCCGAUGACACAUUUCUAUGCACCUUCAAAUGAAAUCAGCUGAAGCAUUUUAAACAAUAUUUUAUCACAUAUGCUCUUUCUAAGUGUUAACAAGCCAAAUAGUUCCAUGUUAUUUGUAUUUUAUCUUUCUUCAAACUAACAUGUGGUUGUUAUGUUUUCCUCCUUUUGACAUAAAGGGCAGACGUGUUGGUAAAUGUUCGUAGUGUAUGUCUGUUAGUAUACUAUGUGUUUAUAUAUAUACACAAUAAAUAUAAUUGCGUUCCGACGCGGUUUCAGGUUUGUCACGGCCAAAUCUCGGCUUGAAUUUGACUUUUUUAAUUUAUGUUUAUGUGUAAUAAAAAGACUAUAAGGGAGAAUUUGUGCUACGGCUACAUAGCAAAUGAUGUUUGAUAACCUUUGUUUGUUCCAGGACAAAGAGAAAUAGUCUCUUGUAGUUUUGCUUACACUUCAGGAAAACCCUUCUCAUUGAAGUAUUACUUACAUUGCUGUCUUCUAAAACAUGUUACACACAUCAGUAUUAUUUUCUAACGUUUUAUUCAGCAUUUAUGGUGUUCAGUUUUAGCAGCUAACCAGUUUUACUUUGUACAGUUUGCUCUAGUUUUAUCCUGAAAUAAAGCAUUAUCAAACAGCA
This is a messenger RNA of Trematomus bernacchii (emerald rockcod), 2546 nucleotides long. It is a transcript of the gene stom, whose product is annotated as stomatin. Lineage: Eukaryota; Metazoa; Chordata; Actinopteri; Perciformes; Nototheniidae. The record is from RefSeq and is a predicted model, not a curated record. The transcript has 8 exons. Gene Ontology annotation, cellular component: plasma membrane. The coding region runs from base 102 to 989 and encodes 295 amino acids.